Messenger RNA from Xylaria bambusicola, 1242 nucleotides. Its product is annotated as zinc-finger of the MIZ type in Nse subunit-domain-containing protein. The transcript is spliced from 2 exons. Gene Ontology annotation, molecular function: zinc ion binding; SUMO ligase activity. Gene Ontology annotation, cellular component: Smc5-Smc6 complex; nucleus. Gene Ontology annotation, biological process: protein sumoylation; double-strand break repair via homologous recombination. Bases 1 to 1242 code for a protein of 413 amino acids. The record is from RefSeq and is a predicted model, not a curated record. Lineage: Eukaryota; Fungi; Ascomycota; Sordariomycetes; Xylariales; Xylariaceae.
AUGCCGCUCGUCUCCGGCGCCCAGCGCAAUCGCGGCCGUCCACGGCCCUCCUCGCCAUCGCGCCCACAGCAGAACAGACGCACCACCCGCCUACCAGACUACGAGCCUCCGUCCUUCCCGCUAGACCGCACCUCGCAGAGGGAAUUAGCCGAACUCUCCAACAACACAGACACGCGAAGAUACGAAGAGCAACUCAAGCAGUCCAUCACACUGCUAACCGACAAUGUGCGCGACAUCAACGACCGUUACGUCAAGAAGAAGCACGAGUUAGACAAGCUGAAGAGGCAGAAAAGGAACCAAAGCGAAGAUGUCGGGGAAGAUCCAGAAAUAAAACAACGUGGCCAUGCCGGAGAAGCUGCAGUUGCGCGUCUCCGUGAUAUGGUGCCCGAUCUGACGGUCGAGUGUGACACUGCUGUGCGUGAGGUCAUAGAUCUCCGUGUCGAGCUCGAAGACGGCAAACAAGCGAUACAAGACACGGUCCGCAAGGUCGAAGCCGAGAGUGCCAGUGCCGCAGACGAAGCUCAAGAAAACCCUGAGGAUGAAGCCAAAACUGAAGACGAAGAUACAGUUAUGCGAAAUGCAAAGCCUAGAAUCCGUGGCCCUCUAAAGAUCUUGAAAAAGGAACAAGAAAAGGCAGCUGCCGACUAUGCUACAAGGUCACUGGAGCAGCGGUAUGCUGCUGAUAAUGACUAUAUUGGUUUCAAGCGCCUUUGGUGGGAUGCUGUGCACAGUGUAGAUGGCAAGCCACUGCCCGACGCUUCUAGAUGGUUUGCCGGUAAUAAUGUUGACGGCAAUGACGACGAAGACGAUGAGGAAGAAGAUUUGGUUAUUGCCGAGGAACACAUCAGUAUAUACUGCCCGUUGUCUAUGGUUGUCAUGGAAGAGCCUUAUACCAGUAGUGUUUGCAAGCACACCUUUAAUAAACCGGCCAUCGUACAGUUUCUCCGCUCACAACCAAGCCACAAAGCCCAGUGUCCGCAAACCGGUUGUAGCAAGGAGAUAUCAAUCAAAGACUUCUACGAUGAUCAAGUCAUGCUCCGCAGAAUUCAACGCGCGCAAGCCGAAAAAGAAAGACGAGAUGUGGAUGAUGAGGAUGACGAUGGAGUCGACGUGGAUGGCGACUCAUCGAUGCUCGACCCACGUAACGUCAAGGCUGAGCGUGCUAGGGAUCGGGGAAGCCAACUGCUCGCAAGCUUAGGGGUUAACCCAGACGAGGACGAUGACAAGUUUACCGAUGAGUAG